AUGUAUGGGCUUCUGUGUGAAAGCCUUCAUGACUUCAUCAAAGAGUCAUACGGAGAUGAUGUGUGGAAGCUGGUCAGAGAGCGAGCUGAUGUGAGAUUGCACUCUUUUGUCACCCAUCAGGUUUACAGUGAAAGUGUGAUUCCCCGCAUUGCAAAGGCAGCCAGCGGAGUGACAGGUACACCUUACAAUGAGCUGAUGAAUUCCUGGGGGGUGUACUUCCUGGGGUUUGUAGGGAAGUACGGCUAUGACAGGAUCCUGAAGGUGUUGGGUCGUCACGUGCGUGACUUUGUCAACGGCCUGGACAACCUGCACGAGUACCUUCGCUUCAGCUAUCCCAAAGUCCAGCCGCCAACCUUCUUCUGCCAGGAGGAGUCUGCAACGGGAGUCACUCUCCACUACAGGAGUAAGCGUAAGGGUUACCUGCACUAUGCCAUGGGUCAACUGAGGCAGAUGGGGAAGCAGUUCUAUGACACGGACAUCCAUGUAGAGGUGCUGUCUGAGCAGCUGGUGGGAGACUACUCCCAUGUCACGAUGAGGCUGAACUUCGACAACUCAGCCUACCGCUACAUCAUGAAGGAAGAUGAGGAAGAGCAAGAGAUUCUGCCCAUCACCUCAGACUUCUUCUUUGAAGUGUUCCCCUUCAACAUUGUUUUCAGACAGGACAUGGUGGUGCAUAAUGUAGGUUCGGGGCUGGCUACGGUCUUCCCUGACCUGGAUGGAAAGAAAAUCAAUGAUGCCUUCUUGUUGGCUCGCCCCCUAGUGGAGUUCACCUGGAACAUGAUAAUCUCCCACCCCAACAACCUGUUUGAGAUCAUGUCCAAGGAGCCUGUGAAGAGAGAGAGGAACCUCCACAACCGAGUCCAGAAUUCUGACUAUGAGAACCCCAACCGCUCUGCUGAUGUAGAUGUGGAGCUCAUGGCCUUCCAGUCCAUCAUUGGAGAUGAUUACAAAGAUGGAAAUAGCGCAAAUGCCAUGGAGAGCUGGGGUGAUGGCAGCCGCUGUUUGAAACUAAAGGGACAAAUGAGAUACAUGCCUGAGUGGGAGUCCAUCAUCUUCCUUGGAACUCCUGUGAUGGAAAGCUUGAGUGCCAUGUUUAAGACAGGCCUGUACAUCAAUGACCUGAGCAUGCAUGACUCCAGCAGAGACCUGGUGCUGGCAGGCACACAGCAGUCAGAGGAGCUUAAGAGAGCGCUCUUACAGGAGCAGAAAAAGUCCAGCAAGUUGGAGGAGAGCAUGAAGAUGUUGGACUAUGAGAUGAAGAAGACUGAUGACCUCCUUUACAGAAUGAUACCAAAGCCAGUGGCCAAAAGGCUGCGCAAAGGAGAGCCUGCCGUCAAUACCUGUGAGGUAUUUCCUGAUGUGACGAUUCUCUUCAGCGAUGUUGUGGGUUUCACCCGCAUUUGCAGUCACAUCACUCCCAUGCAGGUGGUGUCCAUGCUCAACACCAUGUACACUCUCUUUGACACGCUCAGUGAGAAGCACCGUGUCUUCAAGGUUGAGACCAUUGGAGAUGCCUACAUGGUAGUUGCAGGAGCACCAGAGAAGACCAAGUACCAUGCCCAUAACAUCUGUGACAUGGCUCUGGACAUGGUGCGCUCCAUAGACCAUCUCAAAGACCCCUCCAAUGGCAACAACAUACAGAUUCGCGUUGGGAUCCACUCUGGGAUGGUGGUGGCUGGCGUGGUAGGCCAUAAGAUGCCACGUUACGGUCUCCAUGGUGACACAGUCCACACUGCAUCUGCCAUGGAGAGCAAUGGCAAGGAGAUGCACAUCCAGCUCAGCAGUGCCACAUAUGAGCACCUGAAAGGAAGUCACUUUAUAUUCGAAAGGAGGGGGACCAUCACGAUAAAGGGAAAUGUAGAAAUUGAAACCUACUGGCUGAAGGGGAAGAGGGACAAGGAUGGGAACGCCCAAGCAGCAUGUCCUCAGUUUGAGACCCAGACAAUCAGUAAGGCCAUCAGCAAGGCUACCAUCUCAGCCCCGGAGGCCGCUGGAGAUGAGGAGGGACUGAUCUUCCCACUUGUAGCAGGAGAGGACGAGGAUGAUGUCAAGUCCAUCCGCUUCCAUCGUCUCAAGAUGGAGAUCUCAGGCCAUUCUCUGGAGGAGUCGAUAGAGGAAUGCAGAGUGGAGGAGAUGUCUGUUCACAAGUCCCACUUUAAGGAUGCUUUGCAAGAUGGUCUCCAGGAUCCCCACCUGGCGCUGGACUCCCCAGAAUUUGACGGUAGAGACUCCAUCAUGGAGUCCCCAGAUGGCUCCCACUGCUCUGAGAAAAGUGUCAUGUGCUCUGUGUCAUGA
This is a messenger RNA of Lampris incognitus (smalleye Pacific opah), 2295 nucleotides long. Its product is annotated as soluble guanylate cyclase 88E-like. Gene Ontology annotation, cellular component: guanylate cyclase complex, soluble. Gene Ontology annotation, molecular function: heme binding; oxygen sensor activity; guanylate cyclase activity. The record is from RefSeq and is a predicted model, not a curated record. The coding region runs from base 1 to 2295 and encodes 764 amino acids. The transcript is spliced from 18 exons. Lineage: Eukaryota; Metazoa; Chordata; Actinopteri; Lampriformes; Lampridae. Gene Ontology annotation, biological process: nitric oxide-cGMP-mediated signaling; response to oxygen levels; cGMP biosynthetic process.